AACUGUCAGCCAAUCAGAAGUCUCAGAGGCAGGUGUUGCUCCAGGUCGAGAAAUUGACAUUAGCCCAGGAGCUGGACAUCCACGCGCAGCAGAAGCUUGGCAGUGAAUCUCUGACUAGCCAGCUGGAGAUUACAGAGAGGGAGAACUCCAAUGCAAUGAUGUGCGAUAAAGACGAAGAACUAGAGACACUACGCAAUGAGAUUGCAGUGCUUCGUGUGGAAAAUGCCAUGGCCAAGACGCUCCAGUCGGCCGUGACGUCUCUGGAGAGGGACAAAGCCCAGCUGCAGAGCCGAGUGAACAGCCUGGAGCAAAAGCUGGAGGGCCGGCAGACGGGGAACAGAGAGGAAGUCACUUCAGGUGAUGCUGCUAUAGACCAUCUGAGAGAAGAGAAAGAGUUUGCUGAGGGACAGAUCAACUUCCUGAACUCCGUCAUUGUGGACCUCCAGAGGAAGAAUGAAGAACUAAAGGUGAAGCUGAAGAAAAUGGCAUUGACCGAGUUCAACGGAAAUGAUGAACAUGAUAGUCUUGGUGAGGUCAACAAGAAGAAGAAAGCCCCACCACGUGUUUUCUGCGACAUCUGUGACUGCUUCGACCUGCACGACACGGAGGACUGUCCCACACAAACACAAUCCCCAGACUCGCCUCCGCACACCACGUACCACGGGAGCCGCAGCGGUGAACGACCGUACUGCGACAUCUGCGAGGCGUUCGGUCACUGGACAGACUCUUGCAACGAUGACCAAACCUUCUGAACUUCCCUUCAACCCCUCGACCUGUGAGCAGGCUAUGCACAGAUCGCUUUCGACCAGAUUAUACGCUAUUUUUGUACACAGCAUAUAUAUACAUUUGAACCUCUUGAACAUUCUCUAAACGAAUCUGCCCAAACGAAGGCUAAAGUAUGCUGCAUUGAUGGAAUUUGAAUGUUAUGAAGGCGAGAGUUAUUUCUCUGUGUUUUCAGUACUGUUUUGUGUGUUUCGUACGUUUUUCACUGUCCUGUGUGGAUUGAUCUAAUGAUGAAUUACCAGCAAGAAAUUUGGGAACGGUUUAGCGAUACUUUGCAGUGUAUUUAAAGCUGCUGUCUGUAAUUUCUAGUGGCACAAAAUGGAAUGACUGUUUCCAAACAGGUUUCCUUCUCUCUACCAUUGUAGCUCCGCCCCAAACUCACCCCGUUGGUUGCGUCAGAAGUUGACAUUUCAGGACGCUCAAAGAAACAGCAAUGUUUUGAAAGUGCCACAAAGCUGCAGCCUGUGUUUGGAUUGGUAUACUAGCACAAUGCAUACUGCACACUAGUCAGUAUACACUGAAUACUGCCCACAAUUUUUAGAUAGUAUGUGAAAUGGUACAUAUUAUGCAACAAUUAAAAUUAAGCUAAGAAUUGUUUUUAAAAAUCAUAGCAGAUUUUCAUUUCAGCUUGUCUGUUACAUACAAAAUCGACUCAUGUUGAGCACAUUGCAUUGUGGGAUCUGAUGGUAUGCUGCACAUUUUCACCCAGGUAUUCUAUGCAUACAGAAAUUCUACAUACUAGGCACAAUGUACAUACUGUAGUAUGGUAGUAUGCUAUUCCGAACAUAGCCACAUUUGCACUUUUCAGUAAUUCGCCCUACAAAUGGUUUACUUACAGUGGUCUCUGCAUAUUAAACCAGGAUAGAAGAUUUUAAUGAAGUUAUUUUAAUAAAACAAAUUUACACACUUCAGUUUAAAGAACAUGUAAUGGACUGUUAUGACAGACACAAAACAGUACAAUGAGUGCACCAAAAAAAAGCUAAAGCCACUAUUAACUUGUUGCACUUCUCACUUUAAAUGUAUACAGCACAUGAGUUUAACUGCUAUUGUUUGGAAGUAAGUUAUUAUUUUUACUGUUAAAUGUCAGACAUAUAGUUAUAAUAUUGUCAUAUGAAUGGCUUUUUAUGUGUAUUUUGAUGGUAUGUCCUGUAGAUUUCAGGCCUAUUCACACCAAGUCUGAAUUUUCGGCACAAAAUAAAUGCACGGCAAGAUUUUAAGAUUAAACCAUUUUUGUGCACAAAUUCAAGAUUUAUUUAAAAUACAGAACAGUUACUUCAGGUAUCCAGACUUUUUUUUUGAGAGGAUGAAGAAAAUGUUGCAACAAAAUACAGUGCAGAAUAGUUUUGGUGCAAAAAAGGGUUUUCAAAUAUUUUAAAAUUCCAUGUAUUUUAGUCGCCUCAAACUUGGUGUGAACAGACCUUUACUAAAGCACAAUUUUUAAGAUCAUAUUGUAUAUCUUAUUGUUGAUGUAAUAUUAACAACAAAGUUUAUUUAGCAACCUAAUAAACUUCAAGUGUUAGAAUUGGUAACCCGCAAUGACAUGGUGCACAAGAUAUUAAAUAUGUAUAUUAUUCAUGAUUAUUUCCCUUCUGUUUAAAUGAAUUUGAUCAGAAAAUUUUGCUUUCUGUUUCUACUGAAAUAUUGUGACAGUCUUUAACUAUUGUACUGU
Molecule: messenger RNA, 2452 nt
Organism: Sinocyclocheilus grahami
Lineage: Eukaryota; Metazoa; Chordata; Actinopteri; Cypriniformes; Cyprinidae
Product: CAP-Gly domain-containing linker protein 1
Exons: 7
Coding region: 156-752 (198 amino acids)
Source: RefSeq, a predicted model, not a curated record